This is a messenger RNA of Indicator indicator, 966 nucleotides long. RefSeq names its product protein phosphatase 2 phosphatase activator (gene PTPA). Gene Ontology annotation, molecular function: protein tyrosine phosphatase activator activity; peptidyl-prolyl cis-trans isomerase activity. Gene Ontology annotation, cellular component: protein phosphatase type 2A complex; cytoplasm; nucleus. The transcript is spliced from 10 exons. Bases 1 to 966 code for a protein of 321 amino acids. Gene Ontology annotation, biological process: mitotic spindle organization. NCBI's taxonomy places the organism in Eukaryota, Metazoa, Chordata, Aves, Piciformes, Indicatoridae. The record is from RefSeq and is a predicted model, not a curated record.
AUGGCAGAAAGCGAGCGGCGGGCAGGCACCUCUGAGGAGGAGGCUCCUCCCCUCCAGCAGAGCUUCAUGAUCCCCAAGAAGGAGAUCAAUGUGGUUUCCGACAUGGCCAAGUGGAAGCGCUCCCAGGCGUACGCAGACUACAUGGGCUUCAUCCUGACACUCAACGAAGGGGUCAGGGGCAAGAAGCUCUCCUGUGAACACAAGGUGUCAGAGGCCAUUGAGAAGCUGCUGGCUCUGCUCAACACCCUGGACAGGUGGAUUGAUGAGACCCCCCCUGUGGACCAGCCCUCACGUUUUGGGAACAAGGCCUUCAGGACCUGGUAUGCCAGGCUGGACCAGGAAGCAGAGAAGUUGGUGGCCACAGUGCUCCCCAAGCAGCUGGCAGCUGCUGCCCCGGAGGUGGCUGUGUACCUGAAGGAGUCUGUGGGGAACUCGACUCGCAUCGACUACGGCACAGGGCACGAAGCUGCCUUUGCAGCCUUCCUGUGCUGCCUGUGCAAGCUGGGGGUGCUGCGCCUGGACGACCAACUGGCCAUCGUCUUCAGGGUCUUCAACAGGUACCUCGAAGUGAUGCGAAAGCUUCAGAAGACCUACAGGAUGGAACCUGCUGGCAGCCAGGGCGUGUGGGGCUUGGAUGACUUCCAGUUCCUGCCUUUCAUAUGGGGCAGCUCCCAGCUGAUAGACCAUCCCCACCUGGAGCCUCGACACUUCGUUGAUGAGAAGGUGGUAAAUGAAAACCACAAGGACUUCAUGUUCCUGGAGUGCAUCCUCUUCAUCACAGAGAUGAAGACGGGUCCCUUUGCUGAGCACUCCAACCAGCUCUGGAACAUCAGUGCUGUGCCCUCCUGGUCCAAGGUCAACCAGGGCCUCAUCCGCAUGUACAAGGCUGAGUGCCUGGAGAAGUUUCCUGUGAUCCAGCACUUUAAGUUCGGCAGCCUGCUCCCCAUCCAGCCCGGCACGUCCUAG